Hordeum vulgare subsp. vulgare (domesticated barley) is the source of this 703-nucleotide messenger RNA. Its product is annotated as DNA-binding protein S1FA. Gene Ontology annotation, cellular component: nucleus. The transcript is spliced from 3 exons. Gene Ontology annotation, biological process: regulation of DNA-templated transcription. The coding region runs from base 149 to 391 and encodes 80 amino acids. Gene Ontology annotation, molecular function: DNA binding. Lineage: Eukaryota; Viridiplantae; Streptophyta; Magnoliopsida; Poales; Poaceae. The record is from RefSeq and is a predicted model, not a curated record.
ACCCAUACAAGUACACAACCCCACGCGACGCGAGGAAGGAAGACGUCAAUACGGGCAAAGGAAAGGGGGCAGAUCGUAAGAAAGGUCCCCAGCUGCUCGCAAAGGAGGUGAGGAGGGCGUGGUGCCUGGUCCAGAUCCCGUUUCCGCCAUGGCGGAGCAGUUCGCGGAGUCAGCGAACAAUGUCAUCAUCGAAGAGGUGAACAAGGGCCUGAACCCUGGAAUGAUCGUCCUGCUUGUGGUUGCGACCUUCCUGCUGCUCUUCUUUGUUGGGAACUAUGCGCUCUACCUGUACGCGCAGAAGACGCUCCCUCCGAAGAAGAAGAAGCCAGUCUCCAAGAAGAAGCUCAAGAGGGAAAAGCUGAAGCAAGGGGUUUCCGCACCAGGGGAGUGAAGAGAUCCAUUGAUUUCUCAUGUCGAUUGCUUUAUGCUGGGCUCCGUUUUACCUGAUAAAAAAGACAUACCAGCUGGAGCCGCAGCGACUGUUUAUGUAGAAGCCUUGUCUUGAGUGGUACAUCGUCGGUAUUGGACACCUUAUUUCAGCGAACUGAUAAACCUUAGCCUAAAUUGAGCUGUUGUGCUUGUGCUGCCCCUGGUUAUAGUUUUUUUAAUUAAAAACUUUGCUGGUGAUCAUCUGUGGCAAACUUGGUAAACCUGUGUAGCCUUUUGCAGUUCGGGAUAUUGUGUUGCAUUGUGGUUUGGCGUC